Cyclospora cayetanensis is the source of this 2682-nucleotide messenger RNA. RefSeq lists its product as uncharacterized. Gene Ontology annotation, molecular function: long-chain fatty acid transmembrane transporter activity; long-chain fatty acid-CoA ligase activity. The transcript is spliced from 4 exons. The record is from RefSeq and is a predicted model, not a curated record. NCBI's taxonomy places the organism in Eukaryota, Apicomplexa, Conoidasida, Eucoccidiorida, Eimeriidae. The coding region runs from base 1 to 2682 and encodes 893 amino acids.
AUGAUGGCACAAAGGAAGGGGACCAAGACAGUCGUUCCCGAUGAGCUUUUGAUACGCUUAAAGGAAGAAACUGGCAAGCCGUUGGAAGAAAUAGAAGAAGCUUGGAGCGAGCAACGCACUGAGAGACAAAAAUCCGUAAAAUGCCUUCUGAAAGAAAAUGUCACUAAUGCAGCCCGAUUCUUCGAGAAGACAGUAGAUGAGCACCAUGACAAGGUAUUUAUAGUGUACGGUGGUGCUCAUGAAGAAGAUAUACCCUCUGGAAGCACCUGCCUAGAAUGCUGCACAAGGGUCUUGACGUAUAAGCACGUGGACUAUGCGAGCAACAGUGUUGCAGCAUGGGCAGUGAAACUGCAGGGUAGGAAGGACACAGAAUGUUCUGCGGGCAAGGGAGAUGAAUGCAGCGUAAAGUGUAGCGAAUGCACAUGCAGAGCCCGUGUUGCUGCAAUGCUGAUGCUCAGCAGCCCAGAGUACAUUAUCAUCCUCUUGGGCUUGCUGAAAGCCGGGAUGACAGUGGCUCUUCUUCAUCCCCAGUUACGCGGCUCACUGUUGCGAAAGGCAGUAGGGGAGGCGGAUCCACAAUUGCUCAUAUGUGAUGACCUCACCGUAGCCUCUUUGCGGCACGCGUGGCUGGAGGAGUGCUGUGGCAAACCAGGAAAAACCGUGCAUUCUACUCAGAAAGAAAAGGAAUACAAGGGGUCAUAUCCCUGUCCAGUGUUCAUUUGCGGAGCUGUCCGGCCGAAAGAAGAUGUAGGGGAGCACAGCCUUGUCCCCCAUGUUCACCGCCACAUCAAAGACCGUCUAAGUGAAGAAGAAGUUGCCCAUUACCAACAGCACAUGGAAGCCAGCUCAACGACGGAAGAGCACAGGUGUCAGCCUAAAGGAUUUCCAUUAGUACUUAAAGAGCGGCUCUACAACGCUGUUGGACUCGCGCUCAAUUCAGAAGGAGGGGAUCAGCAUAGAGAACAUCAAGGAGAGGUCGACGCCCUCACACACCAAGGAGAGCUGGGUCGUCCCUGCGUUUGUCUAUAUACAGCCGAUUUCGAUGGGCACAUGUGUGCUGCAUACCUGUCACAUAACCGAUUCAUAUCUGCGGGUUUGGUUUGGAAGCAAGCCGUGCCACUUUCCUCAUCUGAUCGACUCUUGCUCGGUGUGCACCUCUCUCAUGAGGUGGGUGUGCACGCCUUGGCAUCCGCGAUUGCCUGUGGAGGGGCACUGCUCUUGCGCCAUAAGUGUAGUAUCCUAUCUCUUUGGGAAGACCUCAAAGCCCUAGAUGCUUCUGUUCUUUGGCACACGGGGAUGAUGUGGGCACGAUUGCUCAGGUCCCACGAGCGUUUCCAUGGUGGUGAGCACAUGCAGCGCUUGGGAUCGUGGAGUGGUCAUCCUCGACUACGAGCCAGCGUGGGAACAGGGUUACUCCGGGAACUGUGGCCUGUUGUGAAACAUUCUUUUAACAUUCCUUGUAUCCUCGAGUUUCACUCUCUGCCAAUCCUCCAAACCGCCCAUGUGUUGUACAACGCAUGGGGGAUGACGGGGGCCUGCAGCUUUAUCCCAAACGCUGCCUGGGACAGGAUGCCCUUUGAACGGCUUGUAGAAUUCAACGAGAAGACAGAUGAAGUUGAGAGAGACAAGGCAUCGAAGAGAGGCAAGGAGGCUUCGCGAUGCCCAAGAACGCUGAUUCAGAGAGGUGAACUUGUCUCACAUGUUUCACACGGCCACAACUUAAUCCUGUUUACUCGCAAAGAAAAGACAGAACAGUUCUUGUAUAAAGACCUCUUUGAAGAAGGCGACGUCUGGUGCCGGUCUGGGGAAAUAAUGGAGCGGGACGCAGCUGGGUUCCUCUAUUUCUGCAGGUGUGCAGGGUUCGGCUUUCGCAUUGAUGGGGAAGCUGCACCUCUAGCUGACGUGGCUGCUCUACUGAAGAGGCAUGCUGGAGUGCUCGGGGCUCGUGUGGAAGGGAUGAGGGUGUUUGCGGAUAGUGAUAAAGCUGCAGCAAACAGUAUGGAAGAGAAAGUGAAGGCAGGCCAAAAAGGUUGGCCUAAGACUGCUGUGGAGUUGUUCCAGGCGGGAGAAUGCCAUCGCAAGCUGAAGUGCCUUGUGGCCUGCGUCCACGCUAAGCUGGAGGCCUGUAAGAUUACGGAUGGGGAUGGCAUCGACCAGCCACAAAGUUGUGGUGAUCUUGAUCUUGACAGCAGCUUGCUGGUUAUUGGGGAGGAGGAAGCAGAAUGCAAGAGAAAGGAGGGCAGUGAAGGCGAAGUGACGCUGGUUUCUGUCCAAACUUUUUUGAGGAAACUUCGUAGCUGCCUUGAUCAUGACGUCCACUUGGCCAUUCGCCCCACAGUACUCAUGCUUUGCUUCGCUGAAUGCAGUAGUGCUAGCGACAGACGUAGCAGCAUUGGCAGCACAUGCGGGUCUUGUUCUAGUAGGCACGAGACCGAGUGCAAGUGCAGUUGCGGCUGCUGUUGGGAAUGUGAAGGCUGUAGCGCUCACCGAAAGAGUGUGCAGGGGCUGUGUGACCUCAUAGAUGGCCAGGGUUGUUGCACUGCCGGGAGCAAAUGCAAAGAGGGCUGCAAGCGCCGCUGCUUUCUUUUCUAUGCUGACACUAAUGGAGACGCAUUCACCCCUCUCAGGAAGGAUAACUUUCAGGACUUUGUGCGUGAGAGUUAUUCGCAGUUCGGACUAUGA